CAAAACCACACCCUUAGGCGGCUCACAGUUUGAUCGCUGCAUGUGGACGAGAGCUAAAGACUGAAACAUUCAGCUUCGACAACAUGGCGUGCUACAAUUUUCUUCUCCUUUCCCUGCUUCUCUUUGCUUCAUAUGUUGCUGGAAUUGAAGGUAAUAAGCGAUUCUAUGCCCGUGUUUUGCAAAAAUCAGACUUCGGCAAGUUUGUUGUUUCAUAGUACUUUUAUUACUCACUUUUAAUUUCACUUUCAUUCAGACAAUAACGUGACAGUAACUUGUGGUGAAAACAACAUGACAGUAUACCUCGAAAAGCAAAAAUUCCCGUAUUUGAAUGCGAGUAUGCUUCACUUACGGUGGUCUUGGCGGAGCCGGUGCCGUGCCAGUGAAACACCAACCCAUCUGGUAUUGAGCACUUCUUUGGAUGACUGUGGAACAACAGUUACCGAAGUGGACGACGACGUGAUAAUUUUCACCAACGAAAUCGAAGGAGAUAUUCAAGUACAAAACUACAUCACCAGAGAUCAUGACUUUGAUCUCCAGUUUAACUGUAGCUAUUCAAGAAAGAAGCUGCUUGGACUAAGCUUCAUAACUGGUGAAAUUUUUGUCGAAGAUGAAGGUAUAGGAACCAUGCUUAAAUGAGCACAUUUAUGUCGUUAUUUAUCAACCACCAACCCACGUCAUCAGUCAAAAUCAAUCGCAAAAUUAUUAAUAAAUAAAUGUUAAUUAAAAAUAAUCAAUCAUCAUAGACAGACGCAGGAUUUUUUAAAAAUUAUAUUAUAAGUGUUUUGUUUGGCUUGCAUUAAUUGAUUAACAAGAUUAACUGUAAAAUUAUCAAAUCAAAUAUUGUUGAUUAUUUAAUGUUGGAUUUUUCAGUCCAGCUCUUAAAUUUGUCGUGUGAAUCACUUAUAAAUAUAUAUGUAUCUGAAUAAUCAAAUUGGCAGGAUUACUAUUGAUUGCACACACCUUUUAUGAAAACUGCUCACUGUGAGUCGUCUGUUGAAUCAGUUCCGGCGAGCUGUGCUUUAUGAUUUUUAUAUUAGAAGCGCUUUGCAUCAUUCUCUACUUCUCUUUAUUCUAAUUUUAGAAUAUAACAACCCUAUAACCUAUAUGUUAGUUACUCAUUGUUAUCUAUCUUUAUUGUCUUACAUUAAAAUUCCCUUCGCAUGCACUAUCCAUCAUCCAAAUCUCCACCGAUCUUGCCAGUUUAGAGUUAGCCACAUCAAGUUAAGAACUGAUGUAUUAAUUGGAAACAUAAUUUAAUAUAAGAAAAAGCCUUAGAGGGGCCUCAGAGUUUUUAAAGCACAGAGCAAAAUCAGGCGAGGGUGCCAAAUAUGGAAUGUCCAUGACAGUCUUGUAUCUUAACAAAGUCUAAGCCUGGGAAACAUGCUCUAUGAUUGCAUGGAAUAAUCAAUCAGAGAACAUGUCUUCAUCCAACCUUACUAACCCAUGAACGAUUGUUCCUUUUUUUAGUUGGCUUCGGUAAUUUCACUUUCAAGAUGGACAUCUACAGGACUUCAGCCUAUCUCACUCCUUACUACGGAUACGAGUAUCCCGUAACAUUAGAGCUUAACGAAGACAUGUACGUUCAGUUUAGUGUGGAGUCUAGUGCUGAUCUGGUUGUGAUGGCGUUAAACUGCAGAGCUACUAAAGAUGGAAAUUUCUAUUCCACGCCAAAAUACGACAUUAUAUUGAACGGGUAUAGUAUGCGAGAAAAGUAAUUUUAGCUGUUAUUGAAAAUCAAGAACCCAGUUUUUUAACUAGCUGAAAGAGUUUCUGAGAGUUUUUAGGGAUGUUUUACCGAAAAAACCUGUGUGGUUUUCAUGUAGUACAGAGAUGGGUUUAGUACAGCGUGAAGUAGUCGAAGUCCAUUAUUUUUUAGGGGCGAAGUCUUUUUAAGAAUUUAAACAAGAAGAAAGGAAACAUGGUCAAACCAAGAUCCACCUUUGAGACACCUCCAAGCAUUGCGAUUGGUUCGGCGUUGUAUAGAAAGGAACUCAUCAAGAUGUCAAACAUUUAUGGGAAACAUGUAAAAGGAAUGAUGAAAAAUCGGCAGCGCAAUCUUAACUACAAUUUUAAACUUCAAACGGUCUAUAAAUGGUGGUUAAUUAAUCGAAACUAUGAUUUAAUCUAAUUCAGUACCGUGAGGCGAACACUAAUUAACCUCUCUCAAUAUUAUGAUUACUAUUUCUGGAAACAACAAUCCAUUCAUAUCUUGUAUCAUACAGUACGACUACUUAUUGUGUAUAUGCAUUUAACUUAAGGGGAAUGUAUUUUUUCAUCUAAUCACAAUUAAUAGCUGUGUUCGAGACACCACUAUGGCUUAUCCGUACAGUUCGUCGAGAAGUUUUCAGCAGUUUAAGAUCAAGACGUUCAGAUUUUUCAACGACUACGAUGCUGUUUACUUCCAUUGUGAGCUGCUAGCUUGUCACAGAAAUUUACCAAACUCCAGGUAAGAAAACCAAAUCUUUUCCGUUUGUACGAUGUCGACAUUUUCAAAGUAUUAGUAGCAAAUAUUAUUUAGCGCUUUGCUGGACUCAGUAGCCUGGGAACAGUCCCACCGCCUCCCCUCAAUAAAGAUCGGAGAAGGGAAUUUUUACCGAGGGGAUGGGUGGGUCUGUACACAGGCUAGGACUCUGUGGUAAAGGUAGAUUCCCAAUUCUUAUAAAUCUCAAUCUUUCAAGUGCCUCAACCAAAUCUUCAUAAAAAUUUGUUAGUCAUCAGUAUUAGGACACAAUUUUAAAAGGAAUAUAGCAGAAAAUAGUCUUAUCUGUACCUUUAUAAGGUGUUCCCAGAGUUGUGCGAGCAGAAAACGAAGAAAUGCAGAUGAAGAUAGCGACCAGCCUGAAGGUGCGACCAAGACUUACGAAAUCAAACGAGGUCCAGUGCGGUUCAAGGAUAAGAUACCUGAGGAGGCUGGAGGUAUUUUAUUUAUUAUACCACUACAUGAGAAAUUUCUGCUAUUUGAUUGGCUUAGAGCAGUGGUAUUUCAGCUUAAUUUGAAAUACCUACAUGUGAAAGUUACAAACCUUUUGCGGGUAGUGGUAUAAACUAAUAAUACCAUGAUUUGUAGUGAUAUUUGGCAUAAACGCCACUCGUGAUAUUUCAAAAUAGUCUCCAAUUUUACUCGCCUAACUGCUCGUGAAAUUACGUAUAACAAUUUCGAAAUUUCACUUGUGGUAUUUAUGCCCAACAUCACUACAAAUCAUGCUAUUACCUAUACAAACCGAAUGUAACUAAGAGGUUCUUAUAAGUACAGAGUGUUUUCACUUACGUGGCCAGCAACAAUGCGAAUUUAUUUAGACAAAAGGAAGCUUUCAAAGAGUCCAACUCCCACAGAACACCAACAUUACCGUCGUUUCAUGAUUUUAUAUUUAUUUAUUGUUUUGGAUCACCAAUAUAUGGUCGCCAAGAAACCCUUUGAGAACACUUUAUUAAACACUAAACAACUCAUUUUUAAAAUAAGGCACAAAAAUAUCAACUAUGCUAUCGACGUGGAUCCGCUCGAUAUUCAAACAAUAUUUGUAAUAUAGGUGUGCUGUUUUUAUAAGACUUUUUUCAGACUAAAAAUUUCAAUAAUUCUAACUAAUGUUAAUGGAUUCCACGUUUUCAAAACAUAUGCACGAUUUUUCCGUUUCAGAUACCGAUGAAAAUAAACAACAAGCUGCUAUGAUUGGAGGUGCGGCAGCCGCUGGUGGGGUUGGUCUGCUUGCUCUCAUUGCCCUGGUGUUUUUGUUUGUUAAGUACCGCAUUGCAAGACUGCUCAUGAACCGAAAUAAGGUCGGGGAUCUGUACACGACACAAGACGAACAACUGAGUAGAAGGAACGCUUACAUUCAAGAUGAUGACACGAUUGAGAAGGAAGGAUCCAUGCGAGAUAUUCGUCAGUGAUCGGAUAGAUAUUUUCCCCAGUCGGUUACCGAAUUUCGAGCCAUUCGCCUUUAUCGCGUUUCGGCCAUCUUGGGAUUGUGACUUAUGAAACCGCCGGCACCGCAGCGAGGCUUGAGGUGUCCAAAUCUACGCGCGAAAAGACCGCGAAUUUGUCUAUGUUAGAAAACAAUGGCCUCGAUUCAUCUCCAGGUUUUUGGCAUAAAGUUUAAUCCAAGUCCCAAAAUAUGAUCAAUUGUUUACAGAAACAUUUACUAAAGAUAAUUUGUCAAUAAACUAAGGAAACGCUUACUCAAAUUGUGCCCAUGUAUUUUACUUCACCUACCGUGAGAUUUAUCGCUUUUCCAGUUGCCUGAUAAAUCGUUUCCAGAUGGUCCUAAGAUAGUUCCGUUUCGGAUUUGUGUGGAAUCAUCGAUGAGGCUCUUUUGUUCGGAGCUGAAUGGUGACAAUUUAUCAAGCUACAAUAAUCUUUGUUUACCAUUUUGCAAAACUAUUUCGAUGAUUGGCUGACAACUUGCUUGGAAUCGUUCUGGUGUCAAGAUGUCGGCGCGCGAAAAAGGCGAAUUCGUUGGCUACCCACCCUGUGUUGUUAGUGUUUUUCUGGAGCCACGAAGCUUUCAUAAAUCUAUCGUUCAUUAUAUUGAACUUUGUAAACACACCUGUUGCUGUUUUCACAGAUAGGGCUCUUCGUUCAGUCAUUUAUCUAAGCUAAUUAAAUAACUACUCAUUCUAAGAGUGAGCUUCGUCGUGGUGUUCCGUGUUUUUUAAGGUAAUCAAAUCUACAGCUGACUGUUUGUGGCUGUUUUCCAAAGUCCAGUAUAACAUGUUUAGUCAACUAACUAGCCGUAGUAGUAGGCAUCCGCCAGUCUCGGGAAAAUGUACCGAUUUGCACUCUUGUUAAGGUGGACUCGACAGCGUCUUCUGUGGCUGCACAGUCCAAUGCGGAAGUUCCAGACUCUUCCGCAAUGCAGAUACACUUGUUGAUGUCUCUUUGAAGUAAACGACAUGUUAAAAAUCAGAAUAUCUAGGAUCGUUGGCCGUCGAAUAACAAUUAUAAGUACACCCUGCCUAGCCGCAAAGUCAUGCUGUUACAAGUGACGACUUUCGUUUUAUUCAGUAUAGGCUUGGUUUACCUAGUUUUGUUGACCUUUGACAUUUCUGUAAAGAAAGAUCGCUUUUAACUUAAACUUUCACCGCACUUUAUUUAUUUUGUAGUACUAGACAACCAUGUAUUUAUUCUUGGUUGUGGUAUGCAUGUGUUAAGACAAGGCACAUUGAAGGCCUUUGUACCUCGAACGCGAAUUAAAGGCGCGGAACAUUUGCGUUUAUGAAUAAAAGACCGGC
Molecule: messenger RNA, 5226 nt
Organism: Porites lobata
Lineage: Eukaryota; Metazoa; Cnidaria; Anthozoa; Scleractinia; Poritidae
Source: the annotation of a GenBank genome assembly